Messenger RNA from Astyanax mexicanus (Mexican tetra), 1953 nucleotides. It is a transcript of the gene pfn2b, whose product is annotated as profilin 2b. Gene Ontology annotation, biological process: positive regulation of actin filament bundle assembly; actin cytoskeleton organization; regulation of actin filament polymerization. The transcript is spliced from 3 exons. Bases 165 to 590 code for a protein of 141 amino acids. The record is from RefSeq and is a predicted model, not a curated record. Lineage: Eukaryota; Metazoa; Chordata; Actinopteri; Characiformes; Acestrorhamphidae. Gene Ontology annotation, molecular function: actin binding. Gene Ontology annotation, cellular component: cytoplasm.
CGCAUGCGCACACAGUUGGAUUCCAGCCUGCUGUGAUCGGGGCGCGUGCGGGUGUGUUUGAUUUGCCGAACGCGCAGCGAUUCAUCCACUUCAACUUCUUAUCUCGUCUCUUUUUUGCGCUUUCAAUCUAGACGGGUUUAGUUUGGGACAGUUUGAGGGUCAGCAUGGGCUCCUGGCAGAUUUAUGUGGAAAAUCUGAUGUCCGACGGCUCGUGCCAGGACUCCGCCAUUGUGGGCUAUAGCCCGGACUCCAAGUACGUUUGGGCGGCGCACGAGGGGGGCACGUUCAGCAGCAUCACGCCCACAGAGAUCGAUGGGUUGGUUGGGAAAGACCGGGAGAGUUUCUUCACUAAUGGCCUGACACUUGGCUCCAAGAAGUGCUCCGUGAUCCGGGACAGCCUGCUGGUGGACGGUGAUUGGACGAUGGACAUCAGGACAAAGAGCCAAUCAGGAGAACCCACUUUUAAUGUUUCUGUAGGCCGAGCAGGAAAAGUCUUGGUUCUUGUAAUGGGGAAGGAAGGGGUCCACGGAGGCGGACUGAAUAAGAAGGCCUAUUCGAUGGCGAAAUACUUGCGGGAUUCCGGAUUCUAGUUUAGUUUCUCCCCUGAAGAAAAAACAAAACCACUUACACAAAUGCAGAAUCAGAGUUUUGGACGUUUAGAGACGCAGGAGGAUGUAGAUUAUUCCUGUAGCUGGAAAGUUUGUUUUUGUUGAUUUUGUUUUUUAUGUUUGUUCUGUGUUCUCUGUGUACUCCAGCAUUGGUUCUAGUGAUGGGUAAAGAGGGAACGCACGGCGGAACACUCAACAAGAAAGCUUUCCACAUGGCCGAGUACCUGCGGAAGGCUGGAUAUUGACCACCACGCCGUCCACCAAAAAAAAGAAACGCAAAAUCCACACAAUACAUGCUGCUCCAUAGGCCACGCAUACACAUGCUUUCUCUCAAGCACACAGUCCCCCAACUCCAAUCCCCCCAAGAAGCAGCAUUUGCUUGUUUUUUUUGGGUCAGAAUGCCAACACAAAAUGAAGGAAAACUUUAAAUGAAGUAAUGUUUCAGUGUUACAGUAUUUUAUUGUUCUAGUUUGAGAAAUGUCCUUAAGCCCGUCUGUUUUUUUUUUUGUUUUUUUUUUAACUGUAAUUGUCUGAAUGAUGUGUAAAUUAGAAUUUUUAAAGAUCUGGCUCCGUUCAGGAGCUUCUUUCUUCCUGUUUCUGAUUGUCUUUGGGUUUCAGGAGUUUAUAACUACACUACAGCUCCAGCCACCCUAGCAUCUAUCAGGAUGUUCCACCACUACGGUCUUCUUCAUUUCAGAUACUUAAUUUAAGAGUCCAGUUUUAAUUUUAUGGACCAUUUUUAGCCUCAGCUCUGAUUAUUUACAGUUUAUCUUUCUGAAGGAUUACUGUUGGCCUUAUGUUUUACUUUUUUUAUAUAUAAAACACUAACACAUACACUCCUAACAUAUUGAGAAGAAUGAAGGCUUGCACUGCAGUUAACUUUUUCAUUUUUAUACAGAUUAAAUUACUGCAUUUCUAAACCCAUGUGUGACUAAACUGGGGAAUAAAUAUCCUUGUUAAAAAUGAAAAUUGUACCAAACGUUGAAUUCAGCUGUUCAGUAUUAAAGCUCAGAUCCAAAUAAAACACUAAACUAAGUAGCUAGCAACUAGAGAAAUGGUUGGAUUAAUACACUUCUGGCUGUGGGAGAAAUUAUCAGUACAUGUUAAAUCUGUGCCAUAAUAUUUCAAAGAAUGCGGAUAAGGGUGGAUAUUAAUUACUUGAGACGGAGUUGUUUUGUUUGUAUUCUGUUAGAUUUUGCACAGAGUAAGAAUUUGCUGCUGAUUUCAGCUCAUUUUCCCUCCAAAGUUUUCUGACAUCAGCGUCUGAUUUCAUAUCAAACCUAGAAAAUGCCAUCGAGUGAUUUUACUGUUUACAAACUAAUCCAAUAAAUUUAUUCCAACCAGA